Molecule: messenger RNA, 1681 nt
Organism: Clunio marinus
Lineage: Eukaryota; Metazoa; Arthropoda; Insecta; Diptera; Chironomidae
Source: the annotation of a GenBank genome assembly
AGUCAUUUUACUCUCGAGUUUCGAACAAGACGAACGUAGUAAUUUUUUUGCGGUGUUACUAGAAAAACAAUAAAUUUAUUAUUGAGAGAAGAAAGAAAAAGAUAAUCGUAAAGUUUAAGAAAGAAUAAAAAAAAUAAUUGAAGGAAAUCGAUAAAAAGAAGAAGAAAAAUAAAAUGAAAGUUAAAGUUAUCGCUUUGCUAACAUUGUUAGCACUUUGUGUCAACGAAUCUUCAUCAUCAGCUAUACCAAUGUGGGAAUAUCUCUCAAGAGAUGAAAAAAUGAGUCAUUUAUAUUCAAUGUUUGCGAAGCAAGUUCAAGCAUACUGUAAAGAAAAACUUCAUGAAAACUCUUCCCAAUGUAAGCAUAACAUGAUGAUGUACGGAAUUAUAAAACUGAAUGACAUGGAAGACUCUCAUCUUGACCAAAUGGACCCAUAUCAACGAAAUGCCAAUAACAUUCUUUGGAAUUCAAUGAUGAAUGGCCCAGACUAUGAGAAAGACGAUCGUCAACAGUAUUUGCAACAGGAACAAUAUAAACAACAAAAUCCAUCAUUUAUUGAUGAGAUGACGACUGGCAACGAGGAAGCAACUCAAUAUGGAAGCACGAAUCGUUAUGAUCAUGAUGAUGAAUACAGCAAUCAUUUACAUGAUGGCGCUGCCACAAAUAACAACUACGCAUACGUCAACAAACCACAUGAUUUGGACAAUCAAGAACAUUUGGAACAAAAUACAAAUUACUUGAUGGGUUCGAUGGUAGCUUAUAUGAUGCCUGACGGAACGCCAGUAAGAGAUCAAUCGUUGAAUGUUUAUCCAGUCGAUGACGAUCGUGAUGACAUGACAAUGGGAAAUAAGAAAAUGCCAACAAUGGAACAACUUUAUGACACAAUUAAAACCAUGGAUGAAGAACCAAAAAUUAUAAUGGAAUUACCACCAACAUCGACAACAUCAACACCAACCACAACAACAUCAAGCCAAAUUGAUGCCGCCGCAUCAUCGAGAACAAUAAGAACACUUUAUGGUGUUUACAAAAUCAAUUAAACAAACAAACAACGUUUGAGAUAAAAUAAUCUUAAUCUUGAAUGCAAGAGCGCUUGAGUUCUUUUUUGAUCUUAUUUAUUUAUUUUCAUUUUAGAUUAAUUGAAGAUGAUUUUUUUAUGUUACUUAUACUUAAAGAGACGCGUAAGUUUAUUAUUUUUUAGGAAAAAAAGAAAUAAAUAUUUUUCAACAGUUUUCCACAAAUGCGAGUGGCUUAAAAGUGUUGAAGAAUAUUGUCUGAAGUAUUCCAUAUUGUAAUGGAAAUUUUUAUCAUUAAAUUGACUCAUUAUCUGUAUGUAGAUAUCCUAAAUUUGUUGUAGGAUCGUCAUUUGUGAUUAUUGAAUUAAACAAGUGCCUUGAUUGUUUGGAGGCCUUUUCAACUUGAAUUGUGAAACGGGAAGUGUUGCUUUGUCUUGCGUAGCAAUAUUGAAUAUAUCUUAUGUUGAUUAAUUGCACAAACUAUCAAUUUUUAAAUACUCUAUGAACGGUGGAAGUUAAACAAUGAAAUAAUCUGAAAAAGUAAAUAAAAUUGCACUCAUCACUGUCAAGCCACAAUUUAUCAACACUUCCCAAUCAUUGAAAUUGUUUCAAUUAAAAUACUUCACGAAGAUAAUAAAUAUAAUAAAAUAUUGAUGUUGAAUUAAAGA